AUGUGCACACUUUCCCACACUGGUCAGAGGGUAUAUGCUGCUAUGAUGGUCCUCGCCGCUGGUAUUAUAUUGGGGUCAUGGUGGGCCAACCUGCGGGAGAAUGCGGUGGAGUCGGAUGCGCGGAACCCCCCGAAUCCUGAUGAGGUCUCGCGUGAGGAAAUAUUGCGGUGGACCAAUGCAACUGCGCGUCGGAUCGCUGAUGAUUUUACUCGUGGCCCUCUCCAGUCGUCUAGGGCGUUGCUGAGAACGCUGCAAUCUGAUACGUUUGAUAUUCCCACUGCGCUCGCUUCUAUGAUCGGCACGUCGCGACUGCAAAAAGUUGCGCCUGAAGUACAGCGGAUCGGCUUGGGACUUGGCCUGUUGUACGAGGUCACCUCGCUGUCCUCUAAUGAGACGAAAGCUACUGUGAUGCCUACUAUGUUCGGAAUAGAAAGCAUGGAGUCAGCAGAAGCACAACUCCAUGUUGAAACCUUAGCACGGUGGGCGUGGGGCAUCGUCCUUUCCCGUACUGGUGUGGCGCGAGUAAGGGAGGCCACUGGUGCUGAACGUGAUUUAGUAUUGCUGUUGCCGGGUGUGUCACUGGUGAACACUGCGAUGGACGAUUGGAACUUACAAAAUCCUGAGUGUGACCAUCAGGCUUGUUCGGUUCGAGCUCGACGGACGAUACGCAAGGGUGAAGAGCUGACGAUGGACUACGGUUUAAAGAGUAACUUGCAGUUCUUGAUUUUCGGUGGCUUCACCAUCCAAGGCAAUGAGCUCGGGUAUCCGAUGCGUAUGAACUUGACAGCGAAGAUGGGCAAGGACAUGCCCUCAGAGUGUGAGGCUCCUUUCGUGAUUGGCCUGGAUUCUGAUUGGCAUCGAAUGUUGAAGUGCAGCCGGUUUGCAGUGUCCGAAAGUGAAGAGCAGUCGUGGGACUCUGGUGAAUUGGAACAUCCCCCCUCGGAACUGAGUUCACAAGAGGAACAGGCUCUCGGAACGAUUAUCUCGAAUCUUCAAGAAAGAGUGGAGGAGAUCACCCGGAGUCUUGCCUCGGUGGACAUUCCUGCAAUGGAAGCCGACAAUGACCCCCUCAGUGCUAAGCUAGUCGGUGUCGUUCGACAGGAGUUGAAUGCUGCUAUCGCGUGGCGCGAAAAGGCGGAGGCUCUGAUGCUCAGCGCGAGGCGCCAUUGA
Molecule: messenger RNA, 1170 nt
Organism: Perkinsus marinus ATCC 50983
Lineage: Eukaryota; Perkinsozoa; Perkinsida; Perkinsidae
Exons: 15
Coding region: 1-1170 (389 amino acids)
Source: RefSeq, a predicted model, not a curated record